This is a messenger RNA of Belonocnema kinseyi, 7966 nucleotides long. It is a transcript of the gene ssh, whose product is annotated as protein phosphatase Slingshot homolog 2. The transcript has 9 exons. The coding region runs from base 428 to 4237 and encodes 1269 amino acids. Gene Ontology annotation, molecular function: actin binding; protein tyrosine/serine/threonine phosphatase activity. NCBI's taxonomy places the organism in Eukaryota, Metazoa, Arthropoda, Insecta, Hymenoptera, Cynipidae. Gene Ontology annotation, cellular component: cytoplasm. Gene Ontology annotation, biological process: actin cytoskeleton organization; negative regulation of actin filament polymerization; protein dephosphorylation. The record is from RefSeq and is a predicted model, not a curated record.
ACGGUACGGCGCGACUGGUUAUAUUUUUUAUUCAAUUUUGAGUCGUAAAAUGAUUAGCCAUUCUCGUGCCAUGAUAUCAAAUGAAAAUUAUUCGGUUUCGAUUGACAAUACUUCGCAUGUUUUAAAAUAAACUGACGGUAUUCAUUAUUUAGUUAUAAACAAAAUAAAUUUUCGCGAUACAUUUCUAGAAGAAAAAAAUUAUAUUGACUGUUUAUAAUUUCUGUGUAUGUAUGCAGUAUGUAGAUAAUGCAAGUUUUUUCCAAUUUGAUUUGGUUUUAACUAUUUUUACAUUGGAUAUAAUGAAUUGUUCUAUAUAUUCAAGGGAUGAAUUUCCAUUAAAUUGACAAUCAAUUUAACUAAUUGAUUGUCCAACAUUGGGAAGGUCGGUUUCGCUACUAUCAUCGAGUUUAGUUGCGAGUGCUAAGACAUGAUUAUCUUGAAACAAAAGAGUGUUGUGUUAUAUAUUCUGCCACCACCUACGGCUCCAGAACCACCCUCGCCAUGGUCAAGUAUUCUCUGGGGAGAUGAUCGACAACCUCGUACCCGAGUGGCUCGGGGAAAUCGCGUGAUGCAGUUGCGUAAUAAAGUGAUUGCAAAAGAUUCCGGAGCAGGGGCACCAACAGAUGACGAAGAGUCUGCACGAAGCUGCAAAAGCCUUAGCGAAUGCUACUUCGCGGGCAAGGGUGCGGCCUUGGUUUUACCGCCAAACGAGAGAGCACGACCCUCCAGGCGCGUUUCGGCCGCAGGAUGCGAUAUUCAACAGCAUCUUCAGUCCAUGUUUUACCUCUUAAGACCAGAGGAGACCCUGAAGAUGGCAGUGAAGUUGGAGUCGGUCCAUCCUGGCAGGACGCGGUAUCUCGUCGUGGUAUCCUGUACUGGGCGACAGGAUGCCGAGGAGAGUUGCCUGUUAGGAAUAGACUGCAAUGCCAGGGCGACGGUUGGACUCGUUCUACGAGUUUUGGCCGACACCGCCAUCACUCUCGACGGCGAUGGAGGCUUCAGCGUUAGCGUCUGCGGUCGUCAACACAUCUUCAAGCCGGUUUCCGUCCAGGCUAUGUGGUCAGCUUUGCAGACUUUGCACAAAGUAUCGAGUAAGGCACGCGAGCAAAACUACUUUUUGGGCGGACUGUCGCAUGAUUGGGUCAGUUAUUAUGAACAACGAAUCGAGAGUGACCGCUCGUGCCUCAAUGAAUGGCAUGCCAUGGACAAUCUCGAGUCUCGAAGACCACCCUCACCGGACAGUGUUCGCAACAAACCGAGGGAGAGGGACGAGACCGAACGUGUGAUUCGCGCGACAUUAAAAGAGAUCAUGAUGUCAGUGGAUCUUGAUGAAGUCACUUCGAAGUACAUCAGAGGCCGUCUCGAGGAAGAUCUUGAUAUGGAUUUGGGAGAGUUCAAGCCUUUCAUCGAUCAGGAGAUGCUUACCAUUCUAGGUCAGAUGGAUGCUCCAACCGAGAUAUUUGAUCACGUGUACUUAGGGAGUGAAUGGAAUGCUAGCAAUCUGGAAGAGUUACAGAAAAAUGGGGUUAGACAUAUAUUGAACGUGACGAGGGAGAUCGACAAUUUCUUCCCAGGGAUGUUCAAUUACCUAAACGUUCGAGUAUAUGACGACGAGAAGACAGAUUUACUGAAACAUUGGGACGACACUUUUAAAUACAUAACCAAAGCCAAGAAAGAGGGAUCAAAAGUGCUGGUGCACUGUAAAAUGGGUGUCUCCAGAUCAGCGUCCGUUGUCAUCGCAUAUGCUAUGAAAGCGUAUAAUUGGGACUUCUCUCAGGCGUGGAAGCACGUCAAGGAGAAGCGAAACUGUAUAAAGCCUAAUAACAGCUUCCUCCUGCAACUCGAGACUUACCAGGGCAUUCUCGAUGCCAUGAAGAAUAAAGAGAAGUUACAGAGAUCCAAGUCUGAUACGAACCUGAAGUCACCUACGAUGGCCAAGGAUCAAAUCAAGAAAGAACAGAAGGUGGACUCCGCCGACGACUCUUUAAUAGAAUCUUCCGGAGUUGAACUGAAGAGCAAAGGCCAAAGGCCAAAGAGCUGGUCCCCAGACUUGGAAGUUGCUGAGAUCAUUAUCCCAGCGGCUCCCCUGUCGCAGUCUCUAGAGAGUAUCGACAAAACUGGGAACCCCGAAGUCACUCGAGAAGACCUCCUGCGUGGCUCCAACCCAAAGACUGGCGUCGAUCAAGAAGCGAGAAAUGUCCUCAUGCCUUGUGAUAACGGACAAUCAUACAGCGUCUCGCAGAACCAAAUUGUUCACUUGCCUGGUCCCGACGUACCGAGCGUGAAAAACCGAGUCAGCAAACUGGAAACCCAGGGUCAGAAGCGCAAAGGACUCGUAUUAAAUCUCACAAAUCAGUUUGAAGCCGCUACGAGUAAACCUUCGUCUCCAGGAUCCGAUUCCGAUGGAAAACCACUACCCCAGAGUCCCCUUUCCGAAUCGAACGAGAAGCUCAUGAUGAAUGGUUUGUCGGAACAGCAAGCAGAAACACAGCAAAUCGCUCAAAUAACUGCCGUAGUUCUGAAGAAAGAGGUCUGGGAUCCUGGCGAGAACCGAGAAACAAAAGGUCCAAUAAACGAUCGAAUUCCUCUCGUCAUAACUAGCAAAUCCUCCUCAGUCGACAAUGGUGAAUGUCUAGUCUGGACUGCGUCUGCAGAAGCUAACCGUACUAAUUCAAAUAGUAGUGUUCGCAAUGGCGAAUUAAGUAAAGAAAGUGAGUGUCUAGCAAGUGCACCGCCUCCAACGAUGACAAUGACGACGACGACAUCCUAUUCCGGAGCCAUAGGAAGAAGAUCAAAGAGAGAGGGAGAUCCUUUCAGCGCUCAGCUUGACAGAGUCUUCGACCGAGAGGAAAGGCGCGGAGAGCCCACGAUUAGAGAUGCUCCAAGUCGUCAGAGUUCCUGGAGUAGCUACGACAGCGCCGUCGUCCUCGAGAACUCUGUUCAUAGUUCCUGGGCAACACUUCCGUCGAGAAAUAGUUCGUGGGGUUCCUACGAUAUGCGUCCUGUUGAUCCGCUGGGAUCAAGUGGUCUUUUUCCAUACGAUAAGGAGGAAAUACCGUGGCAUCCUGGCACUGUCAGGAGGACGAAACAGAAAUUAGAAGAAGGCAGCAGUGCGAGCACUGUGAAACGAGUCUGCACACAGACUUCUGACUCUGACGAAAAAUCGGAUAGAUUGACAGUAGACACCGAAGAUGGGCCAACGGAAGCAUAUAAUCCUGUGCUUCUGCACUAUACACCUUCGCCAACUCCUCGAAGAAGGGAUCCGUCCCCCGUCAACGUGCGAAACCUCAAGGUCGAAAUAUCCAACGACACUCCGAGUCCCUUAGGAGCAAUUGAUAUCUCUCCUAUAUCUUUAAGACAGAUGGGCAGACUAUCAACCAGCGCACCAGCUCCCUCUUCACUCUCGUCGGAUACCGAUUUACCCCUUUCGUUGAGAACCUGCAGGUCAGAGAGCGAAACAUCGAGUCCGAGCGUCGUCAAUACGCCCCAGUGUCCUUCCGUAAAACAUCAUAAGAUGGUUCUGGAGAAUCUAAAUAACAAGCCUAUCUACAAUAAAAGAUGCCUCUCCGUAGACGAUUCUCCCGAGUCUGAGUGUCAGCGAAGCAUUUCGGGAAUAGUUAAGAAUCUCAAAAAGGAAUUUGAAGCCAAAUCCUCCACCAAAUCAGAGAAAAGUCCCGAAAACUUUUGUGACACGGAUUCCAGCGUCAAUCUGCGACAGAAGAGGGAUGUUAAGAUAAGGAGCUUACCUUCCUCUCCUGUCAUUGCACACAAUGAUUUGAAGAUUCAGUCGCUGAGUCUCGAGUCUAAGGAGAAGGAAGCGAAAGUGAACGAUUUGAAUUCCCCUUUGCAAGAAACUGAAGAUCUUUCUGUGAGAGUUCUGGUCGGAAAGUACGAGAUCGCGAAGCCAGAGGGGAAGAGAAAUUCGGAGAUACAGUUGCGUGUGUCCAAUAGGGAUAGAGAAAGAGACUCGAUAGAAGUUCAUCCUCCUGCGAAGUCGAAAAUUGCUCCGGAGUUUGCGAGGAGAUCUGCUCCUAUGAUUAUCAACCACUCCUCCUCUUUGUUCACUGAAGCACCGGAGGCUCCAGGUAGGCCGCCGAUUCCCUCGUCGAGUGUUGUUGUCGCCAGCGUUGUGGCAAAGGCAGCUAGCAAAAAGCAACAACAGUAUGGAAGAACUCAUCCCUUGGCUAGGCUGCAGGACAGGCCUAGGCACAGCAGUCCCGUUUACAAUACCAUGUAAUAAAAUACUCUACGUCGUACUUUCUAAGGCGGACUCGCAAGCGGCGCUCAUUCAUUCUUUAGAGGUUUAGAAAAAGGGUAUUGGAACAGAAAAGGAAAACAGGAUGAGAAAAAAGAAGUAGUAAAUAAAAUAGCAACAGAUAAAUAGGCUUCGAAAGAUUAUUCAACCUUAUUUUCAAGUAGUCCAAGUGGUGAAGCUUUUAGGAUAGGGUGUGAAGAAUUUUUCUGAAUUUUUUUAAUGAAAUACUUUAUUUUUUGAAUAAUUAAGAUGUUUGAUCUGAAGUUUGUGGUUAUGUUGAAGGACUAAAAAUUUUGCAUAAUCUUUUAGAUGAUCCAUUUUUUUUAAAUUACUAUUUUUACUGUUCUGACUAUUUAAAUGCGUAUAAUUUUCAUUAGAUUUUUUCAUAAUAAUGACAUUAGACAUAAGCAUUUUAAUCCUUUAUCAUUUAAUCUCUACACAAUUUUAGACAUAUUUUUCAGACAAUGAAAACAAUUUUUUUUUAUUCGACCAUUCGUAUGUGCUAGGUAACAUUUUUUAUUGCAUUCGCCGAGAUACCAAGAUUGGUAAAUUUCCUUAUCGUCUAAUAUCUUAAUUUAAACCGGAAUGUAAAAUGUGUAUGUGUUCGCACUUAACAUAGUUGAAAUCGAAUUUUAAAUAUAAAUAAAUUUUAUAUUAUGGUUUAAAUGACGAUAUUUCAAGAAUUUUAAGGAAAACAAUUAACGGUUAAAAAUAUAAACAAAAUAUUAUUUGUAAAAAUAGUUUGAUUUAAUUUUACAAAAAAAAAAUGGUAAAAGAUUAAAAUAUAAUACGUAUUUAAGCGUUUAGAAAGUAAAAAUGGAUAUUUUUGUAAAAAUGGCUAUAUACACAAAUAUUUUUUAAAAACGGUGAAAAGUAUCGAAAAAUGGGAACUUCGGAAUUUUAUACUUUUAGAAAAAGCGCUAUAAUUUUGUUAAUUUGAAAUAUUCUUGCAAUUUUUCAGUCAAUUUUAAAAGGAUGUUAAAUCCAUCAACAAGGAAAAAUUAAAUAUCAUCCUUAAAGUUCAUUGAUGUCAAAGGGAUCCUUCCCACCAAAUUUCGUGUUUUGUAAAUGAUUUAGUUUCUUAUGUACAAAGCACUCACAAAUAAUUAUUUUUGUGAUUAAAGAGUAUUGCAUUUUUUCAGAUAGUUUAAUUUUUAUUUUGAAGAUAAGAAAGAUGUUCCAUUGCAAAAUUACGGAUUGUACAUUGCAUCAUGAUUUUGAGAGCAAAUUUCACGAUUACCGAGCCAUUUACCUAUCUGGUAAUUGAUAAGUGAAUCCUGCCCAGGCUGGUUCUGCGCCUGCUUGACUAUUAAUUAAUCUGAUCAUGUAUGAGGAAUCCUUUUGUACAGGACUCACUCAGUCCGCGAUCUCAAAACUUUAGGGUUGUAUGUAAAAAAAUUCAAAUUCGGUCAAUGAAAUGCUGUUGGAAGAUUAUCAAUUCCUAAUGGCAUUUUAAAGUGCAUUAACUAUUAACUAUUUUAUUUAAAAAAAGUUUUUUGGCUUGUAGAAGAUGGAUGAGCGUGUCUUGCGAGAAACGAGGACGUCGUGUGUCUCGUGUUCAAUUGUAGGAAAGAAACCGUGUGAUCUCCUUAACGCCAAUAGUUUACGCUCUUCGAGCCGUCGACGUUUGCUCGGUGGGGUAGCUAGAACUCGUCAAGAUAAGAUUUCGACAACUGGAUUAUGUUUUAUUUUUCGCCGUAGAGAAAAUCUGUAAAUUACGCAUUGAGAUUAGAAAUUUCUUUUGUUUGAAAUUCAAACUACCCUUCAUGUGAGUGGGAUUCAAUCAGUCUGGCUCGAAUGUCGAGGCUUUGAGAGUUUUCGUUUAUGUUUUUCGAGUCGAGUAGUUCUCGAAGUGGAUGAGGAAGUAAAAAUAGUCGAUCUGAAAUCAAAUGAAAAAGUUGAAGGUCGAGGCGUAAGAGUGGACCUUGAUUUGUCGAGAGGCGAGUGCUCAGUCAGGCUGUGAAUGUAACGUCUGGGCCUCGCACAAGUUCUGGUCUUUUCAUUUCUUUCUGGCGUUCUUUUUAAGUCAUUCGACAUUUAUGUAUCAUUGCAAAUACAUAAUUGCCGCAUAGUUACGAUUAUCGAGACCCUAGCGAAAGAAAUCUCGAGACGAUGUAAUGUUAAAAUAUUAGUAAUUUAUAGUGACUAAUGUGAUUAGAAGCACUUGGCGGUGCGAAGUGUGCGUGACGUGAGCGAUGUAGAAAUUUUUCGCGCGAUGUUGUAAGUGUGCGUGAAAGGACUCGCCUGAGGCAGCUAACUUGAGAGUCCUUCGAGUCCUUUAAUUACAAUUUUUGCCGUCUUUGAACAAGACUACAAAUCGAUAUUAUUCGAGAAGGAAAUGCAAAAGAAGGUUCCGAAGUUCGGAAAGCAUGAAUGCUUUUUUUCUUUACUAAAUUCCAAUCGUCGCGAAAUCUGUUAUCGGUUUUAAUAUUGCAUCUCGUUUUCCGACUUUCGGAAAUUAAAUUAUUUUACUAGGGACUAAUUGAGGGUUGCAAUAAUAUAAAUUCGUACAUUGUGUUGUUUUUUUAAAUUAGAAAAAAAAAUUUUUUAGUAGAGAAAUGCUUUGUGAUAGAGUCUCGACUCGAGCGAGUGACAAGAUACUGUCUCAGUGUUUUCCUUUUUUAUUAACCGUUACUGUCCUACUCUUUAUACUCCAAUUACUUAUAAUUGUCGUGUAUACAAUCGAUUAGGUUUGAUAAUUUGAUUGAACCAGUUUUGUACCCGGCGAUCUAAUGUAGAUGACGCGUCAGAUUAAAAUCGUGAUUUUAAAAAGCCAAAAGUACAACUAAUAAUACCGGCGGGUGCUAAUAUGCAUGUGAAAUUAUGAGCUGAGCUACGUGAGUGUUUCUUACGACUUUCAAAGAUACUUUUUAAGACAUAUCAUCGAACUUUUGUUACUGCGUAAAUCUCACGUAUUUUCGCGUACCAAUGAAUUUAGUUAGUGAUAUAGAAAUGAAAACAAAUUUAAUAAGACGAGUGAGAUGAAGACGAACGAACGAAAGAAACAAAGAAACAAACAAAUAAAUUGAUGACCAAUUUUUUACGCCGGCUACGUUGUUUGCAAAUGCAACACUUCGUGUUUUAAGCACACGACAAUUAUUCUAUUUUAUUACCAUGUGACUUCUCAACCAAAUAGGUUUGUUUAUCGUUAGACGUAGAAUUGUGAAUGCGACGGACUUUCGAGAUGUAACUCUAACUUCGCUGAUGGUCGCCGUUAGAGAAUAAUACUUACUUAAGUAAGGCUGGUUGAAAUUUGGAAAGAGUACUACCCUUGAACGUUUGGUCGUCGGAGACGCUCUUGUUUUGCGCCUAGCAUGUCAAAUUUUGGGUGUCGAUAUUUUUUCAUUAUAAGUGGACGCGUGAUGAAUGUGCAUUAGCUCUCUCUUUCUCCUUUCGAAAUGUUAGAGGAAAGCCACCGAGGACAGGAUGCGUACCUAAAACAAGACGCGUCGUCGUACUCUUUCUCUCACCGACUCGGAUUAGUUACUAGUAAGUCAAGUAAGUUUGUAUUAUUGCGAUUCGAUGUGCUCAUUUUUAUUAGUAGUUUCCCUCCUUCCUCCAUGCCCCAUCCGCUUAAAUGUGUGUGUUCAAACGAGAUGAGAAGCUGUUGUCAUACGAGGUACGAAGUAAAUGAAAGAAAACCAUGCGUUGUUCUGUAUAAAUUUUGUACCAUAGUUUGUAUUAAAUAAAAUUGUUUAUUGCUUGACAACA